AUGACGGAAGUCUCCUUUGAGAAGCAUGGUAGUCAGUUGUCAGGUACUUGGAAACUCGUUUCGUGGGAAAUGUUUGAUUCGGAGGAGGCACACAAAAGUCUCAUAGCUAAACCCCAUGGCGAUGAACCCCUGGGUCGAGUUGUCAUUUCCCAAUCGGGUUAUCUCUCCGCUAUAUUGGUUCCUCCAGUGGUCAUGUCGCCACUCUCCUCCGAUGAUUGGCAGCUUGCGACCGAUGAAGAGGUCUUACGUAUCGGACGAAGCCUGACGACGUAUGCUGGACCCAUCACACUUUUCGAAAGGGAAGAUGGGGGAUUUCUAUGGCACACGACAGUUGAGAUUGCAAAUAAUCCCAGUUGGAUUGGGAAGCCGCAGACAAGGAGAGCUGACUAUAGUCUAGAGGGAAGCACUGAAUAUAUGACAUUGAGACCAAACAAAGAGUACACUUUAAAGGUUGCCGUUGAAGAUCGGCCAUAUCCGAAACUCCAGAAACCAACAGAUGCCGUCCUGAAGAUCACCUCCACAGCGCUCUGUGGCUCCGACUUGCACUUCUAUCGUGGACAUCUCAAGUGUCCUCCAGACUUCGUCUGCGGCCAUGAGUUUGUCGGUACCAUUGUCGAAAAAGGUGAUGAUGUAAGCAACUUCGCCAUUGGAGAUCAGGUUGUAGUACCAUUUUUCACAUCAUGCCAAGAAUGUUACUAUUGCGUUCGUGGACAAGCGAGCAGAUGCGCCAAAGGAGAACUAUUUGGGAACUCUGUGCCAGUAAAUACUAUCGAUGGAGGGCAGGCUGAGUAUGUUCGAGUGCCACUGGCGAACACCACCCUGUUCAAGACUCCCAAAGAUAUCCCAGAAGAGAUGCUGGUCCUGAUGGCUGACAUCUUCCCGACUGGAUACUUUGCGGCUUCGCGAUUCCUGAAGAAUCUACCUCAGCGGGACCGCGAUGAGUUUACCACUGUCGUAAUCGGCUGUGGACCCGUUGGAAUAUGCGCUAUCACAUGUGCUCUCACGAUGGUGAAGACAGUGUAUGCGAUCGACUCUGUCCCCGAACGACUGGCCGAAGCAGAGAAGAUCGGCGCUAUUCCAAUCAACCUUUCCGACAACCCAGUUGAAAAGAUCAAAGCUGCCAGUGGCGGCCGAGGCGCCGACGUUGUGAUGGAAGUUGUCGGUCAUGCUGAUGCCUUCAUGUUGGCCUUUGACAUGAUACGUCCAUGGGGCCAAAUCAGCUCGAUCGGCGUGCACACUGAAAUGCUGAACCUAAAUGGAUUGUUGUGCUAUGGCAAAAAUGUCACCAUGGCAUUUGGCCGUUGUCCAGUGCGCAGCAUCUUCGAAGAUGCCUUGAAACUCCUCGUCCAGGAGCAGAAGAAGGUGUCUUUCCUGUGUGGUAAGACUAUGAGCUUGGAAGACGCACCGCAGGCGUACAAGGAUUUCGAGGCUCGCAAAGUCCUCAAAAUUGUCUUCAAGAUGUCGGGGGAGAAAACUGGGGAAGCAAUUGCGGACAAAGUUUAG
Messenger RNA from Exophiala bonariae, 1503 nucleotides. RefSeq lists its product as uncharacterized. Gene Ontology annotation, molecular function: zinc ion binding; oxidoreductase activity. Lineage: Eukaryota; Fungi; Ascomycota; Eurotiomycetes; Chaetothyriales; Herpotrichiellaceae. The transcript is spliced from 4 exons. The record is from RefSeq and is a predicted model, not a curated record. Bases 1 to 1503 code for a protein of 500 amino acids.